UUCGCCUGGCUCGUACGCGUCAAACAACAAUGUUCCCGACUUCGCGACAUGUAUGGCCUACUGCAGCGCCGCUGGUGCAAGUGUAUGCUCUGCAGUCACAUAUGUUGGUACAACCUGUUAUUUGAAGAAGAGUUUCAGCAACACUGUCCGACCUUCAACCGGCAACACUGCCGUUAUCUACGUCGCCCCACCUGGUUAUCCUCCACCUACCGCAAAUGGGCAAUACAGAAGUUCGGGCUGCGGCACGGCCGUGAACUCUCAAAUCAGUGUUGGUGGAGCCAGUACAGCCUUUACUGGUACUGGACCCGACGGUUAUCUGCGCAGUUUCAACAUCCAUGUACCGUCCAGCUACAAUAUCAACAAUGCAGCACCACUCAUCAUGGUUUUCCACGGAAGAGGCGAUAGUGGUACUGCCGUAGAAAGCGGAACUGGAUACUCACUUGAAAGAAUCAAUCCCUACGGUAUUGCGGUGUAUCCUACAGCAGUCAAGGACUCUACCGGCCAGCCCACAUGGCAAGGAGACCCGAGCUAUGUUGGUAAUACCACCAUCAAUGAUAUGGGCUUUGUCCAGGCUCUGAUAGCCAAUAUCUCGUCUCAAUACUGUAUUGACACAAGCCGUAUCUUUGCUGCUGGUUUCAGUAACGGUGGUGGCUUAGUGAACGUGAUGGCUUGCGAUCCCGUAAUGUCCACGGUUUUCAAUGCGUUUGGACCUCACUCUGGAGCCUACUACACACAGACAGGCGACUCAAACACGUUUGGUUCUCUGAGUGGGUUGCUGGGUCUUGUUACUCAAUUCCGCCUCGCAAACUGGCCGCACCAAUAUUCACUUGGCACUAAUGGUGGAUACAUUGACGCAGCUGCGCUCUCAUUGAACUUUUUCUACAAAUGGACCAACCCCGCCGGCCCAAGUCAGGAUUAUUUGUCGUCGAUCUAUGCUUCGACUCCAACCGCCAAGCCGAUCUCCUGUCCCUCUACACUUUCCAUAACCACCACCACAACUACCUACACCACUACCAGCUCCAGCUCCAACACUCCAAGUAUCACCUCGGCCAGCUCCUUGAUCACGGCUGCACCUGUGUCUGGAAGUGGAACUCCAACUACGUCCGCAUCAGCCGUAUCAGCCCCAGGCAACACAGUAAGCACAAGUCUGAACGGCUACCCAGUGUACACGACCACGCCAAGUUGCCCUGACAGCAAUGGAACAUACUACUACGAUCCGUACGUUGGCGAUAGUGUCAAUGGCCUUUACUAUUUCAUCAUGUGUGGCUACGAUAUUACGAGUGGCGCGAAGACUAGCUUUCCCGCUUCAACUUGGCAGCAGUGCUUCUCGAUCUGUGACAACUAUCCGACUUGCACUUCCUUCACUUUCAGUGCUGGCUCAUGCUUCAUCAAGCGUGUGAAUGCACCAUACGUUUCCUCUGGCGGUGACUUCGUUCAAGCGUCACAGAAUCCCGUCAGAGGCAAUCUGGUGACGCAAAGUGGCGUAAUUGUUACUACCACUACUACCACUACUCCAGGAGCGACUUCAGGAGCGGCGGGAGGUGCUUCAAGUACAUACACCGGCCCGGUAGUUUCUCAGACGAGCUACGCCUGCCCUGCGAAUGACCAGCAAAAUGUUGUUGAUGCCAGCGGUUAUGUCUACACUCUCGGAUGCAACAACGACACUACUGGGGGCGGAACUCUUUACACAGGCGGAAGCAGCGGUUUCAAUGCUUGUUUUGGCAUUUGUGAUGGUGUGGCCGGAUGUAACGGAUUCACCUGGUCUGGAAAUUGCUAUCUCAAGGUUAAUAUGGCCAACAUGAGAUUCCAGCCUGGUGUGGGUAAGACAAGGCCAAGUGGCUGUUGCUGGGACCAAUACUACCACUACCGUGUCAUCCUCGGCCUCCUCAACUUCUUCGUCCAGCUCGAGCUUGGUGAACUUCAGUCCCACCACCUCGUCUCUGACCUCGUAUUCGACCUCAUCGACUCCCACGUC
Messenger RNA from Aureobasidium vineae, 1975 nucleotides. Lineage: Eukaryota; Fungi; Ascomycota; Dothideomycetes; Dothideales; Saccotheciaceae. The record is from the annotation of a GenBank genome assembly.